This is a messenger RNA of Lathyrus oleraceus (garden pea), 1568 nucleotides long. RefSeq names its product limonoid UDP-glucosyltransferase-like. Bases 38 to 1384 code for a protein of 448 amino acids. Lineage: Eukaryota; Viridiplantae; Streptophyta; Magnoliopsida; Fabales; Fabaceae. Gene Ontology annotation, molecular function: quercetin 3-O-glucosyltransferase activity; quercetin 7-O-glucosyltransferase activity. The record is from RefSeq and is a predicted model, not a curated record. The transcript has a single exon.
UUGAAAAAAAAUAUAACAUUACUUCAUCCUCAAAAAAAUGAAAUUUCAAGUUCCCAUUCAUAUCCUCCUUGUCUCAUUUCCAGCACAAGGACACAUAAAUCCUCUUCUCAGACUAGCAAAGUCUCUUGCUGCAAAGGGCAUUUCUGUCAUUUUCACCACAACAGCUAAAGCUGGCAAAACCAUGCAAACUGCUAACUACGUCACAAUUGGUGAUGGCUCUCUCUCUUUCCAAUUCUUUGACGAUGGUUUACCAGAUGAUGAAUCCAUUAAUCUUCUUGCUCACUGCGAAGAAGUUGAGCUUGUUGGGAGAAAGUUCGUUUCUCAAAUGAUCAAGAACCAUGCUGAUUCAAACAAACCAAUCUCAUGUAUCAUAAACAACUCUUUUUUUCCAUGGGUUUCUGAUGUAGCUCUUGAACAUGAUAUCCCUUCUGCUUUAUUAUGGACUAAUUCCAGUGCUGUUUUCACAGUUUGUUAUAACUAUGUCCAUAAAUUGGUACCUUUCCCUACGGAUGAAGAACCGUAUAUCGACGUAGAAUUGCCUUUUCUAGCUCUUAAAUACAAUGAAAUCCCAGAUUUUAUACAUCCUUUCUUCCCAUAUCCAUCGCUAGGGAAACUCAUUUCAGAACCACUUAGAGACUUAUCUAAAGUGUUUUGUGUAUUUGUUGAUACCUAUGAAGAACUAGAGUAUGAUUUCAUCGAAUAUAUUUCCGAGAAUUCAAUCCCCAUAAGACCCAUUGGUCCUCUUUUCAUAAAUCCAGCAAUAAAAGGAGCGACUAGUAUCGAUGAUUGCGAAACUGUAGAGUGGCUAAACAGAAAGCCGAAAGGUUCUGUGGUUUACGUAUCUUUUGGGACUGUUGUGAACCAUACUCAAGAACAGGUGCAUGAAAUUGCAUAUGGGAUAUUGAAUUCUCAAGUAUCGUUUUUGUGGGCGAUAAAACAACAUGAGGAUUUACCUAAUGGUUUCUUGGAGGAAACAUGUGGGAUAGGAAAAGUUGUGAAGUGGUGUUCACAAGAGGAAGUACUUGCUCAUCCUUCAGUGGGAUGUUUCAUAACCCAUUGUGGUUGGAAUUCAUCGAUGGAAGCACUUGCUUCGGGAGUUCCGGUGUUGGCAUUUCCGGUAUGGGGUGAUCAACUUACAAAUGCGAAGUUUUUGGUUGAUGUUUUUGGGAUAGGGAUUAGGUUGGGUUGUGAUGGAAAGAAAUUGGUGAAAAGAGAUGAGGUGAAGAAGUGCUUAUUGGAAGCAAUGGCAGGGGAAAAAGCUGAGGAGUUGAAGCAAAAUGGAAGCAAGUGGAAGAAGACGGCGGAGAAUGCGGUGGCUGCCGGUGGAUCCUCUGACCGACAUAUUGAUGCAUUUAUUGAAGACAUUAAAAAACUUGCAUGUUGAUAAAUGUUAGUAGUACUACUAAAACUACUUGCCACAAUAAACUAGGCAAAAUAUUAUUACUUAUUAUUAUUAAUAAUAAGGGUUUAACAAUAUAAAAUUAAUAAAAUAUUUAAUUAGUUAAAAAAUUGUUAUUAAGUUUUAUCAAUAUAGUUGAAAAUAAACAUGAACAAAAUAAUUGAAGUCC